Molecule: messenger RNA, 684 nt
Organism: Postia placenta MAD-698-R-SB12
Lineage: Eukaryota; Fungi; Basidiomycota; Agaricomycetes; Polyporales; Adustoporiaceae
Exons: 7
Source: RefSeq, a predicted model, not a curated record
UGCCUUCGAUUACCUAUGAGAGGACAUUAUCUUCCUGGAAACCCUGGUCUCAGCUAUUUGAGAGGGAUUACGAAUACGUCCUCGACACAGGGUGCAACUGCCGCUGCGAAUCUCGAGCAGAUGAACAGACAAAUAUGCGCGAAUUUGCAUACCGCCGUUCUUGUGGCAUCGGAGCAGGACAAACGAGAAGCUCGCCGGCUGAUUGAUCAUGCUCGCAAAAGGAGAGACGCCUGCAAGGUUGUCGAGACAAUCAAGUUUGCCGGCGAGAUCGUGUCAAGGGCGGACUUGGCCCUCAAGGUAAGGAAGUCAGUCGACAAGGCUGUCAGACUAUGUCGUGGGGUCUACCCGGUGAUGGUCACAAACCCGGCCACGGAGCCACUCACCAACUCCAGGCCGAUGGACGACGCUGAACCGUUCAACGGUUCCAUACCGUUCACCGGCCUUGACGCCCUAGUCGCAGGUGGGCCCAAACCGUCGGCAGUCGGCUGUCGAAAAUGCGCUAUCGCCUUUGCUAUCAUGGCCUCGGUGAAUAAUUGCACGCAAGGCAUUGUGUUCCAGCAGAACACAGACAGCAUAAUGAGGCAACCUCGGUUCAACCUCAAGCCCCCAUCGUCUUUGCGUGCGGCAAGAAUAAGACCCCUGUCCAGCUUUUCGGAACGAGAACGCAUGAAGUCGGCAACCUGA